This is a messenger RNA of Thamnophis sirtalis, 994 nucleotides long. RefSeq names its product F-box protein 48 (gene FBXO48). Gene Ontology annotation, molecular function: protein binding. Lineage: Eukaryota; Metazoa; Chordata; Lepidosauria; Squamata; Natricidae. The record is from RefSeq and is a predicted model, not a curated record.
AGUAAAUAAACAAAUUCGAAUGGAGAAGCCGUUAAAACCGUUAGUGGAAACGGAGGGCCGGGAACCAGAAAGGCUGAAUGGUAUUUAAACAGUCUAAACUAUGAAAAACGGGUCUAAACAGAAAUCAUCUAAACAAAACCAGCAGACUGUUGAAACAACUACUUGUAAGAAAUUGUUCUUUAAAUCUUCCAAACUGAAGAAACACAACAGUCAAGAGGAUUUUGUGAAACUAUUUCCACUAGAAGUCAGCUUAAAGAUUUUUAGCAAACUUGACAUUCGCAGCUUGUGCAAUGCCGCAAUAACUUGCAAAAGCUGGAACCAAACCAUUGAGCAUUGUGAUGAUUUAUGGAAACACCACUGUUUAAAUAUAAGAGCUGUCUGUCAGCGAGAGGUUGAUAGUGACAGAGGAAAAGGGUACUCAUGGAAGGUCACGCUGCAUAGAAACUACUGGAAAAGCAAAGUAAAGUAUGAAUGGCUGAGUGGAAAAUAUAGCAAUAUUCAGUCACGGAGUAAUUUACCAGAAAAAUGUAUGUAUCCUAUGGAUGUGGAUACCUGGGGAGAAAUCUUGGAAGCUGAACUGGAAAGAGUUUUAUACAGAGGAAAUUAGAGAGGAGUUUGUGUGUGCUUAUACAUGUUUGUGUACAUAUGUGUGUCUGUGUGCAUAUGUAUAUGUGUUACAUUUGUAGUUUGGUUUGUAGCUACUUUAAUUUUACACUUUCCGAACUGUAAAUAUUUUAAUUCUUUGUAACAAAAUUUGAAAUGCUAUAUGUACAAAUAGUUCUUUGAUGCUCAUUAACAGCACUUUAUAAAUAAUGUCAAAUAUUUAUUAAGUUGGUGACCUAGUCUACUAGUGGCCCUUCCAAAUGAUUAGAACUACUAUUCCUUUCAAUGCAAGCUUGCAAGUCCAUUAAUGGAAAUGAUGGAAAUUGUAAUGUAAAAUUUAUGGAGGAUACAGAUUAUUUAUUCUUAAAGUGCAUUGAUUUAGAAGAUCUUU